Dromiciops gliroides (monito del monte) is the source of this 2211-nucleotide messenger RNA. It is a transcript of the gene LCK, whose product is annotated as LCK proto-oncogene, Src family tyrosine kinase. The record is from RefSeq and is a predicted model, not a curated record. The transcript has 13 exons. Gene Ontology annotation, biological process: T cell differentiation; protein phosphorylation; cell surface receptor protein tyrosine kinase signaling pathway. Gene Ontology annotation, cellular component: extrinsic component of cytoplasmic side of plasma membrane. Gene Ontology annotation, molecular function: ATP binding; signaling receptor binding; non-membrane spanning protein tyrosine kinase activity. NCBI's taxonomy places the organism in Eukaryota, Metazoa, Chordata, Mammalia, Microbiotheria, Microbiotheriidae. The coding region runs from base 172 to 1701 and encodes 509 amino acids.
AGUUGGGGUUGGACGUGGGCUAGGUGCUGAGAAGGCAAAUUGAGGCAGCGACAAGGAGCUGGGAGCCUCAUCCAUCCUCUGGGUGGUGAUGGAGCUGCUGGAUUGGAACCAUCAUGUGAAGCAGGCCCGGUGAACGGAUCAGGCAGGAGCCCACCACAGGCAGCAGGGACCAUGGGCUGCAGCUGCAGCUCCAGCCUGGAUGAGGACUGGAUGGAAAAUAUUGACGUGUGUGAACGAUGCCACUAUCCUAUUGUGCCAUUGGAUGCCAAGGGCACGCUCCCAAUGAGGAAUGGUUCUGAUGUACGGGAUCCCUUGGUCACCUAUGAAGGUUUGAACCCACCCGUGUCUCCGUUACAAGACAAUCUGUUCAUCGCCCUGCACAGUUACAAGCCCUCCCAUGAUGGGGACCUGGGCUUUGAGAAGGGGGAGCAACUGAGGAUCCUGGAGCAGAAUGGAGAAUGGUGGAAGGCACAGUCCCUGACCACCGGCCAGGAGGGCUAUAUCCCCUUCAACUUUGUGGCCAAAGCGAACAGCCUAGAGCCUGAGCCUUGGUUUUUCAAGGACCUGAGCCGGAAGGAUGCUGAGAGACAACUUUUAGCCCCUGGAAACACCCAUGGAUCCUUCCUGAUCAGAGAAAGUGAGACCACUGCAGGCUCCUUCUCACUGUCUGUGAGAGACUUUGACCAGAACCAGGGGGAGGUGGUGAAACAUUACAAGAUCCGAAACCUGGACAAUGGAGGCUUCUACAUAUCCCCCCGAAUCACCUUUCCUAAUCUGCAUGAACUUGUCCAGCAUUACUCCAAAGCCUCAGAUGGGCUAUGCACUCGACUGAGCCGGCCCUGCCAGACCCAAAAACCACAGAAGCCCUGGUGGGAAGAUGAGUGGGAGGUUCCCCGUGAGACGCUGAAACUGGUGGAGAGACUGGGAGCUGGCCAAUUUGGGGAGGUCUGGAUGGGGUACUACAAUGGGCACACCAAGGUUGCAGUGAAAAGCCUGAAAGCGGGUAGCAUGUCCCCUGAUGCCUUCCUGGCUGAGGCCAACCUGAUGAAACAGUUGCAGCAUCAGCGGCUGGUACGCCUUUAUGCGGUGGUCACGCAGGAACCCAUCUACAUCAUCACUGAAUACAUGGAGAAUGGGAGCCUGGUAGACUUCCUCAAAACGACAACAGGGGUCAAACUAACCAUCCACAAAUUGCUGGAUAUGGCUGCCCAGAUUGCAGAGGGCAUGGCUUUCAUCGAGGAGCGGAAUUACAUCCACCGUGACCUUAGGGCAGCCAACAUCCUAGUAUCGGACACACUGAACUGUAAGAUUGCUGACUUUGGGUUGGCCCGGCUAAUCGAGGACAAUGAGUACACAGCCAGGGAGGGAGCAAAAUUCCCCAUCAAGUGGACAGCUCCUGAGGCCAUCAACUAUGGGACAUUUACCAUCAAGUCAGAUGUCUGGUCUUUUGGCAUCCUGCUCACAGAAAUCGUCACCUACGGGAGGAUCCCCUACCCAGGAAUGACCAACCCUGAGGUGAUUCAGAACCUGGAGCAGGGCUAUCGGAUGGUGAGGCCUGACAACUGCCCAGAGGAGCUGUACAAAUUGAUGAUGCAGUGUUGGAAGGAGAGGCCUGAGGAUCGGCCCACCUUCGACUACCUGAGGAGUGUCUUGGAGGACUUCUUCACUGCCACAGAGGGCCAGUACCAGCCCCAGCCGUGACCUUCCUGCAGUGACGUCUCCCAUCCUAGUCCCUGGCCCACCUCCCCAACUUCCCCCUUGCCUCCUAAAUGACCCUACUCAGAUUGAGGCAGGGAAGAGUCUGGAGAACUGUGGGGCAUCCUGGGCGAGGUUACCCAUUCCUGCCAGGAUGGAGGCAUGGGGCUCCCACAUCUUCCAGCAGCAUGCUUACGACUGACUCCCUAACCUGCCAGGGAAGGAAGACUAGAAAAGACUUGGGAUUGGACUCAUCCUUUGUGUGCCCCACCCCCAACAUUUUGUUUCCCACACUGAUCUCCCCACAUCUGUCCUGUCUGCUCCUUGACUUCCAAGGGGAUUCUCCUCAGCCUUUUGACUCUUUUGCCUAUGUGUCAGCAUAGACUGGACUCACUGUCUCAGUUCCCAUAAAAUUCAGAUUCUUAGCAGCCUUUUGGGGGGCAGGGAUUAUUCUUCUACAUUUCUGUAUCUUUCUCAGACUCUGCCCUGCACAUAGAAGAUGUCCAAUAAAUGUUA